AAGCCCUACAUCGAUAGGCUGGCGAGGGGAGCGCUAAGCCCGUGUCCAGCAAUUGAAGAAAUCGCGAGGCAGUGCGACAGAAGAGCCACACUGCCCUCAUUAUACACCUGCAAGCCCAUAGUCUGCGUCUGCCCAUGAGCGCUGCCCAACGCGUCCGGAGCGCCUAACCGCACACGCACAUCCCAGCAACCCUCGAGCCUCAGUCCCGCCCACAGCCCAGCGCGUGGCGGGGAAAGCCACCAUGAAUGGCACCGACAUGAAGAAGGCGGCCAUCAACAAGGCCAAGCAGGUCGCGCAGGCUGCCAACAGCAACGGCGGAAAGAAGCGACGGAAGGGCCAGGACCUCAAGCCCAUAAUCACGACGGAGAACCAGGGCAACCAGAACGCUUCGCCCGCAGGUUCGACGGGCUCCUUUCAGUACAAUGUGCAGAACGCCAAUUCGCCGCUCGCCCAACACAAGAUGUACGGAAACCAAUUAAGCCACUCGCCCGACUCGUCGUCGUCGUCGGUCGAUGAGGCCGAAAACACAGCCGACGAGGAGGACUCAGAGGACUACUGCAAGGGCGGCUACCACCCGGUGCAGGUCGGUGAGGAGUACAAGGACGGCAAGUACACGAUUGUGCGCAAGCUUGGGUGGGGCCAUUUCUCGACCGUCUGGCUGUCGAGGGAUAACGCCAGCGGCAAGCACGUCGCCCUCAAGGUUGUGCGCUCCGCUGCGCACUACACAGAAACCGCCCUCGACGAGAUUAAGCUACUCAAGAAAGUGGUCGACGCGAACGAGAACCACCCCGGCCGGAAACAUGUCGUCAGCCUCCUCGAUUCCUUCAACCACAAGGGCCCGAACGGCGUCCACGUCUGCAUGGUGUUUGAGGUGCUAGGAGAGAAUUUAUUGGGCUUGAUCAAGAGGUGGAACCACCGCGGAAUACCAAUGCCGCUGGUCAAGCAGAUCACAAAACAGGUCUUGCUAGGCCUCGAUUACCUCCAUCGCGAAUGCGGCAUCAUUCACACCGACCUGAAGCCUGAGAACGUUCUCAUCGAAAUCGGCGACGUCGAGCAGAUCGUAAAAACAUACGUGAAGGACGAACCGAAGAAGAAGGACAGCGAAGACAGCGUUAGAAACGGCAGGCGGAGACGGAGGACCCUCAUUACAGGAAGUCAGCCGCUCCCCAGCCCGCUCAACGCGAGCUUCAACCACGCCGAGCUCUCUAGCUUUCCCGGCAACACACAAAGUCUCAACAAGGUUAUGAGCGAGGGUACAGCAACUCCAUCCGCCGGCCCCAGCCUGUCCAUGGCAGAACGGCUCGGAAUAAAGUCCGCGAACGAAGACGACGCGCAAAAGCAACGAGAAAAGUCCGCCGAUCUCCUUACGAAGGAGGUAUCGGGUAUCAGCCUCGACAAACCCAGCAGCUCAUCCGGCAAGACCGAGCUCGAGCAGCAAGUCGAAAACGCCUUCGAAACUAUUUCAGUCAAGAUUGCAGAUCUUGGAAACGCCUGCUGGGUUGGACACCACUUUACGAACGAUAUCCAGACUAGGCAAUAUAGGUCACCAGAAGUCAUUUUGGGUAGCAAAUGGGGUGCCAGUACCGAUGUCUGGAGUAUGGCCGCGAUGACAUUCGAAUUAAUCACCGGCGACUACCUCUUUGACCCACAAUCUGGCACAAAGUACGGCAAAGACGACGACCACAUCGCACAAAUCAUCGAGCUUCUAGGCACCUUCCCGAAGGGCCUCUGCAUGUCGGGAAAAUGGUCACAGGAGAUCUUCAACCGCAAAGGCGAGCUCCGCAACAUCCACCGAUUACGACACUGGGCCCUUCCCGACGUCCUCCACGAGAAAUAUCAUUUCAGCUCAGAGGAGAGUAAGAAGAUUGCCGGUUUCCUGUUACCCAUGUUGGAACUACUACCUGUCGACCGCGCAAAUGCAGGCGGAAUGGCAGGACACGAAUUCCUGAAAGACACAAAAGGCAUGGAGGGUGUAGAUUUGAAUAUCCCGGUUGGUAGUAAGGGCGAGGGGAUUGAGGGGUGGGCGACGGAGAUCAAGAAGACGCGGUAGAACGCGGUGAGGAAAGUGCUGUCGGCCUAUUUGUAGAGGUGGAGUGGAAUGAAAUGGAAUUGUGCGACUGGUUAGCCUGGCUUUUGUGUGAGCAAAUGGA
Alternaria rosae is the source of this 2150-nucleotide messenger RNA. Its product is annotated as serine/threonine-protein kinase SRPK2. The record is from RefSeq and is a predicted model, not a curated record. The transcript is spliced from 5 exons. Gene Ontology annotation, biological process: regulation of mRNA processing; spliceosomal complex assembly; protein phosphorylation. Bases 242 to 2050 code for a protein of 602 amino acids. Lineage: Eukaryota; Fungi; Ascomycota; Dothideomycetes; Pleosporales; Pleosporaceae. Gene Ontology annotation, molecular function: ATP binding; protein kinase activity.